GCAGCCCUCCUCCUCCCUGGGAGACCCAGUGCCUGGCGAGCGGCGCGAGGUGGUCCGGGGACGGUGUCCCUCCCGGGCGCGUGGGGCUCUCCUGCUGCCCAGCGCCUGAUGUGCCUUCUGCAGGUGCCGCCUCCUCCUCGGACGUCCCCACCACUCCGGGUGCCGGGCACGGGAAGCUGCUGGAUGGUCGCAGACGAUUGAUUGUCCCUGGAAGAGAGAGGGGGGAGGGAGUGGUGGAGGGCUGCCUGCCUGGAGCCUCUUGGGCCACCUGUCAGACCCGCGGAGCCUGGUUGCCACUUGGAUCUGGAAGGAGCGCCCGGGGGUCCUUUUGGAGACGGAUCAGAAAGGGGAGACUUGCCGCGUAUGCAACUGGGAGUACGACCACUACACACAGAGGGAAAGAGGACAGAAGGCUUGGGGCACCCCCCCCUCCCCGUUCAUCCCCCCCUCCCUUGCGUGAAUUCCCCACCACCUUUCUCCAGGGUCUGCUGCUGCACUUUCUUCCCUGCUUCUAUCUGCUGCUCAGAUCAUGUCAGCUAAGCUUCUGGUGGGUUUCUUCCUUCUGUCCGUCUUCCAAGCCUGGUAAGUCCACCUGUUCAAGAAAGGUUGACGAGGAUGAUUUUGAAGAUUCUACGACAAAUCAAAAAUGGGUAAUGUCUCCAAAAGCACACGACACUGAUGUGACACUGUUGUUAAACAAGUUGCUGAGCGAAUAUGAUAAAAAGCUGCGGCCAGACAUUGGAAUGAAGCCAACUGUCAUUGACGUUGACAUUUAUGUUAAUAGCAUUGGCCCCGUGUCAUCGAUAAAUAUGGAGUACCAAAUUGAUAUAUUUUUUGCUCAGACAUGGACUGAUAGCCGCCUUCGUUUUAACAGCACCAUGAAAAAAAGUCUUACCCUCAACAGCAAUAUGGUUGGGUUAAUUUGGAUCCCAGAUACGAUCUUCAGGAAUUCUAAAACUGCAGAAGCUCAUUGGAUUACUACACCCAAUCAGCUCCUAAGAAUAUGGAAUGAUGGGAAAAUCUUGUAUACUUUAAGGCUCACCAUCAAUGCUGAAUGCCAGCUGCUGCUACAUAAUUUCCCAAUGGAUAAGCAUUCAUGCCCGCUGAUAUUCUCCAGCUAUGGCUAUCCUAAAGAAGAAAUGAUUUACAGGUGGAGAAAAAACUCAGUAGAGGCUGCAGACCAGAAAUCUUGGAGACUCUAUCAGUUUGACUUCAUGGGUCUCAGAAAUAACUCUGAUACUUUGAAAACAUCAGCAGGUGAUUAUAUAGUCAUGACUAUAUACUUCGAUUUAAGUAGGAGAAUGGGAUACUUCACUAUUCAAACAUACAUUCCUUGUAUAUUGACAGUCGUCUUAUCCUGGGUAUCAUUUUGGAUUAAAAAAGAUGCCACACCAGCAAGAACAGCCCUAGGUAUCACCACAGUAUUAACCAUGACAACUCUCAGCACCAUUGCAAGGAAUUCCUUACCUCGUGUUUCCUAUGUCACUGCCAUGGAUCUGUUUGUGACCGUGUGCUUUUUAUUUGUCUUUGCUGCUCUGAUGGAGUAUGCAACCCUCAACUACUACUCAAGCUGCAGGAAGCCACACUGUGCAAAGAAAAAAAAGUCGCUACCUGAUGUCAGUUUUGGUCACAUGAUGAAUUAUUCUGUAUUGGAGAUGAGACCUCCUCCUACAGUCAUCACACUGAAUAAUGCCAUGUACUGGCAAGAAUUUGAAGACAAUUGUAUCUAUGAAUGCCUGGAUGGGAAGGACUGUCAGAGCUUUUUCUGCUGCUAUGAAGAAUGUAAAUCAGGCUCGUGGCGGAAAGGACGGAUACACAUAGACAUCUUAGAACUAGACUCUUAUUCAAGGGUCUUUUUCCCUACAUCAUUCCUGCUGUUUAAUUUAGUGUACUGGGUUGGAUACCUCUAUCUCUAGAAACCAUGAAGGAAACUGUGUUUUCAUGCUCCAUGGUGAACAUGUGGAAGUACAGGACAUGGCCAGUUUCGUCGUGAAGCCAAAAAGUCACUUUUUCUGAUCAAAAAAGAGAAGAUUUUUAGUUACUCCUUUGCCUGAAAAACAAAAUAUUCAUUUCAAGUAUCAGGUUUUGGUUUUUUUUCAAAUACAGUAUACCACACACUGUUGCUUAUCAAUUGUUUAUUAACUGUUCCUUCAUGUUGGAGCAUUUGCUAUUUUCUCUGGGUUACAGGUUGCUAUGUAGCAUUCAGGCAAGGAAGCUAUGGCCAAGUAUUCUGUUUUGGGUUUUCAUUCAUAUAUUCCUUUCAACGUUUAACAUAUUCUGGGGCUCCAACCAGUCCUUUUUAGUGCAGAUUAUCUGUGAUGUCAUGUGAGACCAUCUAUUUUUAUUGAGUUGUGUUUGAUCCAAUGAAAAGCAACUGAAAUUUACAUCAUGGGAUUCAUGAUUUUUGUCGUCGGUUUUAUUUGGAGGUGAGCAUUAUUAUUUAGUAGCACAACAAAAUUUGCUUUUUCCUACAGAAUACAGGUGUUCCUUAAAAUAUCUUUAUUUCAUUAAACAUUCCUUUAAUUAAAAGAUUCUUCUGACUGGUCAAAUACUGCAGGAAAUGAAUUAAUUUCUAGAAAAUGUUCUUGAAACUUGACAAGGCUUAGCUCGUUUAUGAUAGUGUAGCAGAUUGUAGCUGAUAGGGCAUAUGGUUCACUAUAAAAUAGCACUAGGAGGAUGUGAUUAAUCGCAGGUUGCAAUUUAAUUUCUCCCAUACAUUGUUAACGUUUCUUUUGCAUUGAUAUUUUUAGAGUGAGAAAUGUAUAGAUCCAGUGUGUUCUGUCAAUGCAGAAUAAAAUUCACACAUCUCAGUCAGAGUCCGGUACGGCUAAAAUGUGCACGCGAAGGUCAUGCACAGGUAGGGACCCCACUUCAUUUCACUGAAGAAACUUAAACCAUGUGUGCAUUCCUCUGUUCAUGGAUUGGAUCUCCCUAUUUAAAUGAAUGGAGAACUAUUCAUGUGUGAGGGAAUUCCAUGCAUGUUGGAGUACCUGCACUGGUAAGCAAUGUUUGGAUUGAGACAAUAGAGCAGAUCAAUAGAAGCCUUAGGUGUGUAUGGGAUUUCUUGGAAAGAAAAUGAAACAUUAGAGGAAAAGGACCCAACAAAAGGAAGUACUUUUUCACACAGUGCAUAAUUAAUCUAUGGUAUUCUCUGCCAAGGGAUGUGGUGAUGGCCUCUAGCUUGGAUGGAUUUAAAAGGGGCUUAGACAAAGGUUGAUUAAUGGCUACUAGUCUCCGGUGACUAUAGGCCACCUCCAGCCUCAGAGGCAAGAUGCCUCUAAAUACCAGUUGUAGGAGAGCAACAGGAAGAGAAGGGGCAUGCCCUCAGCUCUUGCCUGUGGACUUCUCAGAGGCAUCUGGUUGGCCACUGUGUGAAACAAGAUGCUGGACUAGAUAGGCCUUGGGCCUGAUCCAGCAGGGCUGUUCUUAUGCUGGAGGUUCUGUUGUAAACAAUAGAUUUUGAAAAGUUCUUAGCUAUGAAGAAGUACUAGGAAUUUUUUUUAACUACUAAUAGAUUUUAAAUUGGAAAUGUGUUUUGUACUUUUGGAACAUGUUCAGACAUUAAAUUACUGAAAAGUGUAAA
Messenger RNA from Hemicordylus capensis (graceful crag lizard), 3583 nucleotides. RefSeq names its product gamma-aminobutyric acid type A receptor subunit gamma3 (gene GABRG3). Gene Ontology annotation, molecular function: GABA-A receptor activity; GABA-gated chloride ion channel activity; benzodiazepine receptor activity. Gene Ontology annotation, cellular component: GABA-A receptor complex; synapse; postsynapse. Lineage: Eukaryota; Metazoa; Chordata; Lepidosauria; Squamata; Cordylidae. The coding region runs from base 654 to 1916 and encodes 420 amino acids. The record is from RefSeq and is a predicted model, not a curated record. Gene Ontology annotation, biological process: signal transduction; chloride transport; regulation of postsynaptic membrane potential. The transcript is spliced from 10 exons.